Messenger RNA from Patella vulgata (common limpet), 351 nucleotides. RefSeq names its product adhesion G protein-coupled receptor E5-like. NCBI's taxonomy places the organism in Eukaryota, Metazoa, Mollusca, Gastropoda, Patellidae. The record is from RefSeq and is a predicted model, not a curated record. Bases 1 to 351 code for a protein of 116 amino acids. Gene Ontology annotation, cellular component: membrane. Gene Ontology annotation, biological process: G protein-coupled receptor signaling pathway; cell surface receptor signaling pathway. Gene Ontology annotation, molecular function: G protein-coupled receptor activity. The transcript is spliced from 2 exons.
AUGUUGUUUUCGUGGAUUGUAUUCUUAGCGGGAAUCGAGCAGACUGGGGAUCCCGUGGGUUGUAUUGUUGUCGCAGUCGUUUUACAUUAUUUUAUAAUGGCGUCCUUCAUGUGGAUGUUAAUGGAGGGAUUAACCUGGGUGUUUGGAUUUCUGGCAAUAUCAGAUGCUCGUCUGGUGUUUCAGUAUAUCUUCACAGUACUCAACUCUCUACAGGGUUUCCUUAUAUUUAUCUUAUUCACUGCCAGAGAUAAAAACGUCAGAGAUUACUGGAAACAACUUUGCUGCUGCUGCAGAAUCUCGAGAACAAUAUCCAAACCUUCAGAGACCACCAGUUCCAAUAUGGACUUAUAA